Messenger RNA from Asparagus officinalis (garden asparagus), 1965 nucleotides. Its product is annotated as zinc finger MYM-type protein 1-like. The record is from RefSeq and is a predicted model, not a curated record. The transcript is spliced from 2 exons. Lineage: Eukaryota; Viridiplantae; Streptophyta; Magnoliopsida; Asparagales; Asparagaceae. The coding region runs from base 1 to 1965 and encodes 654 amino acids.
AUGAAUAUUGAAGAACCUACUGAACACAAUAUGAAUAUUGAAGAACCUGCAGAAGAUGAUAGAAACAUUGAGGAACCUACUCAACUUAGGAUUGAGAGUGUCAAUGAAAACAUGAAUGUUGACGAUCCAGCAAAUUGGGGUAAUAUUGAUCAAAAAUUGAGAGAUCUUUUAGUAGAAAGAGGACCCAAAAGAGUUGUUAUUGAUUUUCCUAAAGAUAUUGAAGGCAGACAUUUCUCUUCCACUCAUUAUACUCGACAAUGGUUAAAUGGAGAGAAACAUGAUAGGAGAUGGCUAAUAUAUUCAACUUCUUUGAAUGUGGUAUUUUGCUUUUGUUGCAAAUUAUUUAGAAAAGAUGGAAACAAGAAUCAAAUGGGUUCUUUGGUUAAUGAAGGAUUUAAAAAUUGGAAGAAUCUUAGUCAUAGACUUCAAAGUCAUGAAGGGAGUAGUGAGCACAUAAGUUGCAUGAGAAGUUGGAUAGAAUUAGAAAUAAGAUUGCGUAGUAUUGAAACUAUUGAUAAAAGUGUGCAAGAAAUAUUAAACAAAGAGAGAGAACAUUGGAGACAAGUAUUAUUAAGAAUAGUUGCUGUUGUAAAAACACUUGCUAAAAAUGGUUUAGCAUUUCGUGGGGAUAAUGAGAAGAUUUAUCAAGAGAACAAUGGAAAUUUUUUAAGUUUAAUUGAAAUGAUUGCCGAAUUUGAUCCGGUAAUGAAAGAGCAUAUUCGACGUUAUCAAAGUGGUGAAUCUCAUAAGCAUUAUCUCAGUCAUAAAAUUCAAAAUGAACUGAUAGGAAUGUUAGCGGGAGAGAUCAAACAUACAAUGAUCAAAAUAAUCAAAGAAGCAAAAUAUUUUUCUGUUAUACUAGAUUGUACUCCAGAUAUAAGCCAUGAAGAACAAAUGACUCUUAUAAUAAGAUGUGUGGAUGUUUCAGAAAGUCCAGUAAAGGUAGAAGAGUUCUUUCUAGAAUUUCUUAAGGUCGACGAUACGUCAGGACUAGGACUUUUUAGCGAACUUGAAGAUGUAUUGAAGAUUCUGGAACUUGACAUUUCUAAUGUAAGAGGACAAGGGUAUGACAAUGGAUCUAAUAUGAAAGGAAAAAAUAAAGGUGUGCAGAAAAGACUCCUCGAAGUAAAUCCUAGAGCAUUCUACACUCCAUGUGGUUGUCAUAGUCUUAACCUCGCACUUUGUGAUAUGGCAAACUCUUGUCCCGGAAGCUAUAUCUUUUUUGAAGUGAUACAACGUUUAUAUACUUUGUUUUCAUCUUCUACUAAGCGGUGGGAUAUUUUCAAAGAACAUGUUUCUGGUCUCACACUUAAGUCAUUGUCACAAACACGGUGGGAAAGUCAUGUUGAAAGUGUAAGAUCAGUAAGAUUUCAAGCUACAGAAAUAAGAGAUGCUUUAAUUCACUUGGCAAGUAUCGAUGGAGAUCCAAAAAUAAAGAGUGAAGCUGAGUCCUUAGCAACAAAUGAAAUGGAGAAUUUUGAGUUCUUAUUGGGUAUGAUUGUUUGGCACAAUUUAUUAUUUGCUGUUAAUUUUGUUAGCAAAUUUUUGCAAAAGGAAGACAUGCAAAUCGAUAUUGCUAUAGAUCAAUUGAAUGGACUUAUAUUAUUUUUUGAAAAGUACAGAGAAAAUGGAUUUAAGGAGGCCAUUACUGAAGCUAAAAAGGUUGCAUCUGAAAUGAAAAUUGAGGUUGUAUUUUGUGAAAAACGUAUCAUUCGAAGGAAGAGGCAAUUUGAUGAAAGUGCUACCGAAGAGACAAUAUUAUCUCCUGAAGAAUCAUUUAGAGUUAAAUACUUUCUAUAUAUAGUGGAUCAAGCUAUUUCUUCUCUUAAGAGUAGGUUUGAACAAUUUCAGCAUUAUGGUUGCAUCUGCAGAAAGAAGCUUUUCAAAGUUAAAAUUGAUCAAAUCUUACCUUCGAUCAACUAUGUCACAAGAAAGAUUGAAUGGCUUAGCUAUAUUGUCAAUUGA